AUGAACGAACCCUGGCUGGAACCGUCGCCAGGCGGCGCGUUCACAGACACGCCUUGCCCAGACGAUCUCAUCCCGCAAAUGGGCGGCUUAGGUGCAAUGGAUUCAAAUCUGAAUCCGAUCCAACAUGCGUCCCUCACACACUCCGCCGGCGUGUUCCGCGCCCUUCAACAGUCGACUCAUGAAACCGAAACUCCGCAUAGAUCUGCCCGCGCGCUGCAGGAUUUGACGACAUCCGCAACAACCGAUCCAGCCGCAGCCGCCCUGUCCGCUCCGCCUCCCGCGCCUUUCCCCCCGCCGCCCCCGCGCAUGGUCAAUCUGCUCCAAGGUGCCCCCCCGCCGUCCGUGCCCAAGCUGGGCGUUCUCUCGGGCUCCGUCGCUCCCGCGGCGGCCCCCAACGCGCCGCUCAUCGAUGCGCCUCCCCCGCAACCGCCCAACGCGCCUCCACCUAUCGCAGCGCAACCGCCGCCAGUUACGGUGCCGAAACCACCAAGUUUCAAGGGCAGACCGCCGCCGGCGGUGAAUCCGCCGUCUAAGUCGCGGGGGGGCAAGCCGCCAGCUCCGGUACUGCAAAUUCCCCCUAAUGCGCCGCCCCCGCUUCCGCCCGUCAUAGAUGCGCCUCCCCCUGUUCUCCCCGAUCCCCCUCCGCCGAUGAUCGAUAUCCAGCCUGCGCCCCCUCCCGAGAUUAUCUUCCCCCCUCCUGACACCUACGCUCGUGCGCCCGCCGCGGCCAAAGCUGCGCAACCCGCCGCCGCCAAAGGCGCCUCCGCCGCGCGGGGAAGCUCCCGCCCCUGCGCCUAUAUUCAUCCCCACCCCGCCGCCUCUCUCUCCCCCUUUCAACAACAUGCCGUCCCCGCCAUUAAUCGGCGAGAGGAGGAGGAGGAGGGAUUCCCGCCGCGAGGCAGCACGUCUGACUUCUACGCGCUGAAAGGCAACGGCAUGUACGCUGAAAGCUUCUACACGACAGCGUCAGGCCAGGGAGGGUCGAGUUACCCUAUGUUACCGCCGCCCAACCCGUACGCCGUGGUUCCCAUCGGUUCCCACAUGAUGCUCCCCCCAGACGACCCCUCCGCGGGCUCCGCCUCCGCAGCCGCCGCCGCCGCCGCGGGGAUGGGCGUGGGGAUGGGUAUGGGGGCGGUAGCAGCAGGGGCGGGGGCAGCAGGCGCGAGCAGCAGGGGGCAGGAGAAUCAGAAUCAGAUGCAAUCGCAAUCCUGGUUUUCGUAUGAGGAGCUAGAGCAGGCUACGGGGGGGUUUGCAAGGACGAAUCUGCUGGGGGAGGGAGGGUUCGGGAAGGUGUACAAAGGGGUGGUGAGGGAUGGGAAGGAGGUUGCGGUGAAGGUGCUGACGAUCGGGGGCGGGCAGGGGGAAAAAGAAUUCCGGGCAGAAGUGGAGAUUAUUAGUAGGGUGCACCAUAGGCACCUGGUGACGCUGCUGGGGUACUGCAUUGGGGGCGAUCAACGGCUGCUGGUUUAUGAGUUUGUGCCGAAUGGGACGCUAGAGGCAGCGUUGCAUGGCAAGAACGCGCCGGUGAUGAGCUGGGCUUUAAGGAUGAAGGUGGCCAUAGGAGCGGCUAAGGGGCUGGCCUACCUGCACGAGGACUGCCAUCCGCGCAUCAUUCACCGUGACAUCAAGUCGUCCAACAUCCUGCUCGACCAGCAGUACGAGGCUCAGGUGGCGGAUUUCGGACUGGCCAAGCUGGCGACGGAGGGAGCCACUCACGUGUCGACACGUGUCAUGGGGACGUUCGGCUACCUGGCACCAGAGUAUGCCAUGAGUGGCAAGCUCACAGACAAAUCAGACGUGUUCUCCUUCGGAGUCGUGCUGCUGGAGCUGGUGACGGGGCGCAAGCCAGUCGACGCCUCACAGCCGCCUGGCCAGGAGAGCCUUGUGGAGUGGUCCCGUCCCCUGCUGGCCAGCAACCAGGUGGACGUGCUGGUGGAUGCACGGCUGGAGGGGCGGUACGACGAGGAGGAGAUGGAGCGAGCCAUUGCCACGGCGGCUCUCUGUGUUCGGCACUCUGCCAAUCUGCGACCCAAGAUGGGACAGGUGGUGCGCAUGUUGGAGGGCAGUGGCAGUGUGAACGACAUGCGAUCAGCAUCAGCACCCGGGCAGAGCACCAUGUUCAACGACCACCCCUUUGGCGGGCCCACUCAGGACUUUGACUCAGCAAUGUAUUCCGCUGAGAUGCGCCAGCAGUACAUGAUGCCACAUCAGCAGUCGCUGACUCAUCAGUCGUCGUCGCUGACUCACCAGCAGUCGUUUGAGCAUGAGCAGCAGUACGGGGGAGCGAGUGGGUACGGUACGGAUAGCGGGUUUGAAGAUGGCUAUGCCGGUGGCUCGGCGGGUGGUUCGGCAGGAGGUUCGGUGGUGGGAGGUUCGGCGAGUGGGAGGGGGUUCGUUCCUGGAAGCAGCCGGUUUGUUGGCCAGCCUUUGGAAACGAUUCCCUCCAAUCCCAACAGUGCAGAGUUCACCGACAGAAGCAGAGAGCAGUACUGA
Molecule: messenger RNA, 2493 nt
Organism: Closterium sp. Yama58-4
Lineage: Eukaryota; Viridiplantae; Streptophyta; Zygnematophyceae; Desmidiales; Closteriaceae
Source: the annotation of a GenBank genome assembly